UUUCAAUUUCAACGAAACACAACUAACAAGGAACUUCUUCGAUCUCUCCAAUCAAACUAAGCAGGAAGAAUCCUAAAAUGAAGGCUUUCGUUUGUGUGUUGGCAGUUUUGGUAGCAACCUGCUCCGCCGGAUUUAUUGGCGGCGGUGGUGUUGGAGGCGGCGGUUAUGGUGGAGGCGGCUAUGGCGGUGGCGAUCAUGGCCAUGGCGGCUCUGUACAAACCGUCAAGGUUAUCCAUGCUGAAGGCGGUGCUGCCGGUGGUGGCGGUCAUGGAGGUUAUGGUGGUGGCCAUCAUCAUGGUGGUGGUGCAGCCCAAACUGUUAAAGUGAUCCAAGUUUCCGGUGGCUCUGCUGGUGGUUACAGUGGUGGUCAUGGCCAUGGACAUGGUCAUGGUGGUGCUGUACAAACCGUCAAAGUUAUUCAUGCUGAAGGUGGUCACAGUGCCGGCGGUCAUGGAGGCCAUCAUCAUGGUGGUGCUGGUGCUGCCCAAACUGUUAAAGUAAUUCAAGUUAAUGGUGGCUCUACCGGUGGUUAUAGCGGCGGUCAUGGUCAUGGCCAUGGUGGUGCAGUACAAACCGUUAAGGUUAUUCAUGCUCAAGGUGGUGCCGCUGCUGGUGGACAUGGACAUGGUCACGGUCAUGGUGGUGCUGUUAAAACCAUUAAAGUUAUCCAUGCCGAUGGCGGUCAUGGUGGUCACGGUGCUCCUGCUCCUGCUCCCGAAGUCAAGACCAUUAAGGUUGUGCACCAACAAGCCGCUCCCGCUCAUUCCCAUGGCGAAGAAAAGGUCAUUAAAGUUGUCCAUGAACAAGCUGCUCCCGUCCAUUCCCAUGCCGAAGAAAAAGUCAUCAAAGUUGUCCAUGAACAAGCCGCACCCGUCGAUCAUGGUCAUGGUGGUGCCGAAGAAGUUAAAACCAUCCAAGUAAUCCAUGAACAGGGUGGCGCUGCUGCUGGCGGUGAUGGUGGUUACUCUUACGGUGGCGGUGCCGAAGAAGUCAAGACAAUUCAAGUUGUCCAUGAACAAGGUGGCGCCCAAGGCGGCUAUUCAGCUGGCGGUGCUGGAGGUUUCGAUGAUUCUUUGGAAACUUUGAAAUCCCUCAAGGUUAUCGGUGCCUUGGGAGGUCAUGGUGGUGCUGGCGGUUACGGCAGUGCCGGUGCCUCCCAUGGCUGGCAAUAAGCCAGUAAUGAACUGUGAUCCAUUGCAAAACUUUCGAAUAGUCCAAUUACCCAUUCAACACGCUAUCAAAACUCCAAACAUUAGUUUAAUUUAGUUAUUUAAGUUCCAUUCAUGCAUUUUAUUGUAAAUAAAAACAUCAAA
Messenger RNA from Musca domestica (house fly), 1313 nucleotides. RefSeq lists its product as uncharacterized. Lineage: Eukaryota; Metazoa; Arthropoda; Insecta; Diptera; Muscidae. The record is from RefSeq and is a predicted model, not a curated record. The coding region runs from base 78 to 1172 and encodes 364 amino acids. The transcript is spliced from 2 exons.